GACGACUUUUCGCGGCAUUGUCUGCUUAAUCCCAGCAAGAUGCCGAACUCUUGCAAAGACAUCCGGGAUGCAUUGGCCCAAUGCCUCCAAGAAUCUGACUGUAUAAUGGUCCAGCGCCACACACCCCGCGAAUGCCUAAGCGAACCCCUCGUUGACACACUACCCAUGAGAUGCCAACAGCUGCGCAAAGGGUUCGGCGAGUGCAAGCGGGGAUUGAUCGAUAUGCGCAAGCGAUUUCGCGGAAACCAACCCCUCGCGGGAGCCAGUGAAAUGGAAGGCGGGAAGCGGACCAAGUCCGAACAAUUAUAUGCUGGGAAGCCGGCGUUCGAGACCGUUAAGGAGAUUAGUGGAGAUGAGGUUCAGAUGGAUCCCGAGAAGACAAGGGGACUGUAAGGGGGUACUUCGAUGCUAUAUUGAUUGACGAGGGGAAACCUCUCCGUGAUCGAAGGAUCGGCGACAUACAACGGGACUUUUGUGUUUGCGUUCUCUUGGCAUGGGCUGGAGUUUGUGGAGGGACUUGUACGAUUAUAGACCUCAUGAUUCUGGUGUACGAUGCACUGUACAUACUGGGUAAAUUAAUAUUCGCCGCUACCAACAACCACCUUUUGGAUAUGAGUUCCGUAGCUGGAAGUUCUUCAGGUCGGGCUGGAUGGACAGUCGGGGAGCAGUGCUGACAAAGCUAGUAAGAUAGGGUUAAAUAUAGUCCAAAUUGAUUGUAACGACAUAAAUGGCUGC
This is a messenger RNA of Aspergillus alliaceus, 735 nucleotides long. RefSeq names its product PET191 family protein. Bases 40 to 393 code for a protein of 117 amino acids. The transcript is spliced from 3 exons. Gene Ontology annotation, cellular component: mitochondrion. NCBI's taxonomy places the organism in Eukaryota, Fungi, Ascomycota, Eurotiomycetes, Eurotiales, Aspergillaceae. Gene Ontology annotation, biological process: mitochondrial respiratory chain complex IV assembly. The record is from RefSeq and is a predicted model, not a curated record.